AUUUGUCCUUAACACAGAUCUAUCAGCAGGCGCAGACACGCUUCUCUUUCCCGACUUUGCAUUCUUUUCAAACCUACAGAUACUCGCGCAGCAAGAAGAAAAAAUGACGCAUUAUCAAGCGCCGCGUCGUGGCCGACCUCGCCUACAAGGUCAUGACGACGUCAGAGACAAGGACGACGUCGAGAACAAGCGGAUGCGGAUGAGGUUGGCACAAAGGACGUACCGAGCUCGAAAAUAGGGUGCGUUGAACCUGGAAAGGGUCCGCAGCGAGUGUCUCAGCGGGGCUUUGGACCAGGCGCUUGCAGCUUUUGCUGCUUUCCAUCAGCGUGCUCUUGAGUCCCCCGAAGUACAGAGUUCGUCCGGUCUUCUGGCUCAUCUAAACAAAGCGGCUUCGGAAAUGGCGACAAUUGCCAGUGACACAAACAAAACCACUAGACUUUUGUAUGCUUCCGAAUCCACCUACCCAAGCAUUCAACAACCAGACCUAGGAACAACGUCGCUCUCAAGUACAACCGCUGAUGGAGAAUUACAAAAUGACUGGAUCAUGGGUCUCGAGCCCACGACAGCGCAUAUGCCAGCUCUGUCACUCGCCGUGUCGUCUGACGCGGUAGCCCUCACACUACGAACGGCUAACCGCACCUUGAGCCCACUGUCGGAGAGGUUCAUUCGAGCUUUCUUCGAACGUGUCAUCACUAUCUUAUCAAGCAGUUCUAGACACGAGAGCCGAUUCGUGGACUUGACGCUACCUCUUAAUAUUCUUGGUGAGGAGCUGCUCGUAGAUGAGACCCUCAAGAUUCUUACCCUCUUUCCUCUUGCGGCAGACUACCAGUAUCUCCCUGAGUCCGCGGUUCGUUUGCCAUCCAUGUACCGUGUUGUUGAAGGUGAUAAAAACGGUAUACGUCGACUACCGUCGCCAUUAGUGCAGCGGAUCGUGCGUGGCAAGACUAGGACUAUGUUGGCGACAGAAUUUCCACCAUUACAGGGGGAGUGGCUAGAGGCCAUGGACGUUGAGGAGUACCUGGAAGAUCGGGGAAUUUGUUUACGUGGUGCGAGCUUCAGUCAUAUGGUCAACUUUGAAGAGCUUGGGACUCAAAUGCUCACUCGAAAUAUUGACUUGCAGAAUGGGCGGGCUUUGACAGCAACCAAUAGUCCCAUAUCCGCAGUACCGGAUCAAAUACGAGUCGCUUCCCAGGUCAAUCAUUACCAACAGCCUCUAAACGAAACAGGAGGCUUAUCCGUCGACUUGCGACGUCAUGAGCCCGCAGACUAUUCAGUAUUCGGACUCCCAAGACCUGAACAGUCGAUCAGUCCGGCUGAGCCCCUCCCUCUGCUAAGGACAGGCCUUGUGCCAAUCCAAUCACCGAGAGUGUCUUACACUGAUUCCACCCAGCGGAGCUAUCACCCAGCCUCCCAGAUUACCAUUGACCUUGACAAGCUUGUACACCUGCUGGCGUCCAAUGCUACUUGUCUGGGACCUGCGCCAGGGGUUCGGAAAGCUGCGGUAGACUCAUCGAUUGCACAAUCCGUCACCCAACCCUUAUCUUAAGUACCAUUCGCAGGCGAUUUGACUCAAAUCGCCCACACAAAGUGGGUUGCGCGACCGGCGUUUUAGAGCAAUAUCGCUUGGAGUUGGGCCAGGUCGCUGAUUGACAUGUCUCCGAACCCCAGGGUUUGGGCUUAGCUAGCCCCAAGUUAGGUUUAAGGUUACGCAGGUUAGAGUGGUUCAAAGUGAGGAAGGAGAAUAGAACAGUAUUUUCUACUUAGUUGUAUUUAUUUACAGAAGGUGAUUCAAGUAUGCCCGAUAAGGAUUGUGUAAUUAAACGAGGACUAUCGGAUGCUUGUUUGUCGGCUUUGCAAAGCAGCUGUUCGGCCCGGCGCCGGCAUCGAGUUGCGCUUUUGACAUGAGCAUCAGAUGAAAGGCAAAGUGCUAGAG
This is a messenger RNA of Fusarium redolens, 1933 nucleotides long. RefSeq lists its product as uncharacterized. Lineage: Eukaryota; Fungi; Ascomycota; Sordariomycetes; Hypocreales; Nectriaceae. The transcript has 2 exons. Bases 398 to 1546 code for a protein of 382 amino acids. The record is from RefSeq and is a predicted model, not a curated record.